Aureobasidium melanogenum CBS 110374 is the source of this 681-nucleotide messenger RNA. RefSeq names its product protein-L-isoaspartate O-methyltransferas-like protein. Gene Ontology annotation, biological process: protein modification process. Gene Ontology annotation, cellular component: cytoplasm. Gene Ontology annotation, molecular function: protein-L-isoaspartate (D-aspartate) O-methyltransferase activity. Bases 1 to 681 code for a protein of 226 amino acids. The transcript is spliced from 3 exons. Lineage: Eukaryota; Fungi; Ascomycota; Dothideomycetes; Dothideales; Saccotheciaceae. The record is from RefSeq and is a predicted model, not a curated record.
AUGGCCUGGCGAAGCCAUGGCUCAACCAACGACGAGAUGGUUGACGCUCUAUUCCGGAACGGCAUUAUAAAAUCCGACAAGGUUAAACAGGCCAUGAAAAGCGUCGACCGUGGACACUACGCUCCAGCAUCACCAUAUCAGGACAAUCCGCAAUCAAUCGGUCAUGGAGUGACUAUAUCUGCUCCCCAUAUGCAUGCUCAUGCCUGCGAAGCUGUGCUCGAAUUCUUACGACCUGGAGCUCACGUGCUGGACGUCGGAUCUGGGUCUGGAUAUUUGACCCAUGUCCUUGCCGAGCUGGUGAAGCCUGGAGGCACUGUUGUUGGUAUUGAACACAUCCAGCCGCUCGUGGAUAUUGCACGGAAGAACACCGCAAAGAGUGCUGAAGGUCGUGAGCUGCUUGCUAACGGAAACAUUACAUAUGUGAAGAGCGAUGGCAGGAAGGGAUGGACAGGAAAAGGUGGCGAAAAGGGUUACGAUGUCAUACAUGUGGGCGCAGCAGCAGUUGACUUUCAUCAAGAGCUCAUCGACCAGCUCAAACGCCCAGGAAGACUCUUCAUGCCUGUUGGACAACGAGGCGACCAGUACAUCUAUGUUGUCGACAAGAAAGAAGAUGGCUCCGUCGAGAGGAAGAAACUCUACGGAGUCCAAUACGUGCCUCUGACAGACGCACCACCAGAAUAA